Molecule: messenger RNA, 846 nt
Organism: Aspergillus pseudoviridinutans
Lineage: Eukaryota; Fungi; Ascomycota; Eurotiomycetes; Eurotiales; Aspergillaceae
Product: GNAT family N-acetyltransferase
Exons: 1
Coding region: 1-846 (281 amino acids)
Molecular function (GO): acyltransferase activity, transferring groups other than amino-acyl groups
Source: RefSeq, a predicted model, not a curated record
AUGUCAGAUGCCACAAUGGAUCCCUUCACCCUGGAAGCAGCAUCAACAACCCACAUCUGUCGCCAAGUUACCUCCCUCCAAACUCUCCAUGGCGCAGACAAAUUCACCUCUCAUCCUCUCUCCCCAGGCCUGGCCAUGAUAUCCUCCCCCGAGUACGGCCGCAAGCUCAACCACGCCACAGGCUGGGGGAUGAACGGGCCCGUCCCACCAGAAAGUCUUGACGCCCUUCAUCAUCACUGCCAACAGCGUAACACAAACGUGGAAAUUGAUCUAUGUUCGCACGCGCAUCCAUCCGCUUCAUCCCUCCUAAAGGUAAACGGGUACAGGCCGACAGGGUCAAUCAACGUCUACGCCAUGUCUCUCCAACCCAGCAUUCCUGUCUCUGAACUCGACACCCCAGUCCAAAUCACCAAAGUUCCUGUCUCGCCCCCGGAGCUCAACACAUUCAUCACAGCCUCUAUCGACGGCUUCCACAGCACAGGCCGCCCACCAGCCCUCCUCCACCUCCUCGCGCAAAGCGCCGCUCACCGAACGCAAUUAGAUACACACCUCUACCUCACUCGCCUCGACGGCAAGGUCGCAGGUUCAGCGGGUAUGGCCAUCGUGGACGGCAUCGCACUCCUGUACAUUGAUAGCGUGCUCCCCUGGGCGCGGGGGAAAGGCAUCCAGCGCCUGUUGAUGCAGGCAAGAUUGUCAGAUGCGGUCGAGCUGGGUUGUAGACUAGCCGUUGUUGAGGCUCGGCCGGGUACAGCCAGUUCUGGGAAUGCGGAGAGGGUUGGUUUUGAGCUUGCUUAUGUGCGGACGAGUUAUGCGCGUGUGGGGUUGGGUGUUGCUGGCGCUGUAUAG